AUGGAUUCGGACACGGAGCCUGAAAGUGCCCGCAGAGAGCGGCCGUGGCUCUACGCAUGGAACCGCAGGCUCAGACAUCUACAAGGAAUAUCCAUCCGCAACCUGGUUGUGACGCCUCCCGCGACUCGGGCUCGUGGCAAGACUAUUGAUGACGACGACAUCCCUAAUACCUUAAAGUCCGCUUCGAAGCUCCUAUCACAGAACGAAAAUCACCCUUUACACCCAUCAAAGUCAUUCACUGAUCUGAAGUCGCAGUCGCAUGCGGACAAAGACAGUAAUGCAAACAAAGAGCCCGCGAUGCGUCCACGUCGCCGAAGCACUCUAUUUUGGAACGACCCCAACCCUCGAACUCGACAGGUGAAACUCGAAGACAUAGUCAAUAGCCGCAUGGUGGACUCCUUUUUCUCGCUGCAUUGUGAGGGAAUCGAAGAGCCGGUCUACGUCAGCGAGGUCGCCGAGCGUGCAAACAAUCCUAACUUCCGGGCCUUUGAUCUGAAUCUAUGUGGUCCACAGGUCUCCCGAAUGGAUAGACUGAUAAUAAAGAUCUGGUCCAAGACGGCAGAAAUCCCAGAACAUAUCUUGUUGGUUGAAAUGCAGGUUCAUCUACGAUCAUUGCAGUUCUUGGGAAAGACGCUGGAGAGUUUCCAUCAGCCGCUCCCGGCAAACUCGAUCUUGUUCCACUUCUCAGAUGGUGUUUAUAGCAAUCUGACGGAUCUUCCACCGAUCGAAACAUCACUGCAAGCUACUGGACAAAAGGUCACUGCAGGUGGUGCCACCUUACCAUCAUCGUCCUAUGAUGCCCUGAUGAAACUAGCCAACUUGGACGAAUGUGUGCAGGAUGCGCUCGCAACCAGAGAAAAACUGGAAGCUCAAAUAAGCUCCAUAUUACAACAAAACGAGUGUUCGUUGAACACUGCUAGUGCUGCUGCCGAGUCACUAGAGAAGCUCGCUCUCACCAAAAAUUAUGUCGCCAUGGAGCGUAAGCGAGUGCGCGCGGCAGUGAAACACAAGGAAGAUUUAAUUGCCAGUAUCAAAGCACGAAAAGAAGCAAUGGAGCAAGGUCGCACCAGCCAAACCAAGAUAAACAGUCAUCUUCCCGAAGCCCAAGAGCGGUUGGUGUCAAGCGAACAUUUGCUCAACCAAAAUGCGGAGGAAAUCAAGGGCCAAACCCGACGAAUCGCGGAGGAUCUCCUCAUAGUCUAUCCCAUCGAGCCCAUACCUGACGAGCCCCUCGCAUUCACCAUCGCGGGACUUGCCCUCCCGAACUCUUGUUUUGAAGACAUCGAUCGUGAGGUUGUGGCCGCGGCAUUAGGACACACAGCCCAUUUGGUAUACCUGCUAUCUUUCUACCUGUCAGCGGCCCUCCCAUAUCCAGUCAACGCCAAUGGGUCGACGUCAUUUAUCCAGGACCCCAUCUCUGCAUCACUCUCGGCGCGCACAUAUCCUCUUUACCCGGUCAGUGUGCAAUACCGAUUUGAGUAUGCCGUUUUUCUCUUGAACAAGGACAUUGAAUAUCUUCUCAGUAAGAAAGGCUUGCGGGUACUGGACAUACGGCACACUCUCCCCAACCUCAAAUAUCUUCUCUAUGUUCUUACUGCCGGUACCUCGGAGAUCCCCGCCCGCAAAGCCGGUGGCGUUCGGGCACUUAUUGGACGAUUGACUCCAGAUCAUUCCAGGCGUGGCAGCAUGGACAGUGCAGCAUCUGGUGAAGUCGUGCAGCCACGCAAAGCCUGGGAAUCGGUGUCCAAGAUGAAUGUCAGCCUUGCCUCGGACAAGGCAAGGAAGUCACUGUCAGCAAUUGGUUGA
Messenger RNA from Penicillium salamii, 1806 nucleotides. NCBI's taxonomy places the organism in Eukaryota, Fungi, Ascomycota, Eurotiomycetes, Eurotiales, Aspergillaceae. The record is from the annotation of a GenBank genome assembly.